This is a messenger RNA of Histoplasma capsulatum G186AR, 420 nucleotides long. RefSeq lists its product as uncharacterized. Lineage: Eukaryota; Fungi; Ascomycota; Eurotiomycetes; Onygenales; Ajellomycetaceae. The record is from RefSeq and is a predicted model, not a curated record. The transcript has a single exon. Bases 1 to 420 code for a protein of 139 amino acids.
AUGAAGAAAGAAACCUCGCCUCAGCCACGACUAGGGCUGCAACGUGACGGGACCACCAGCCACAGAUACCCGACACCAGGUCACUCACCACAGAAUCUGAGCGCGAAGGUUCCUUGGCCGCGGUACUCCAGCUGUGGCUCAGCCGCGCUUCUCGUCGCCCAGCAGAUCACCAGAUCUCCACCACCCAAUUCGACAAAUGUCAACCUCGGACCCGCUUGUCCGCUUAGUCCGCCCGAAUCGCCCCUGAUCACAUCCCUCCGCUGCUGUUGCUCGGGCUGGCUGAAUCUUCUGCAGCUAAACCUAUUUCUACUCCCAUCGCUCCCUCCAACGACUGCCCGAGUCCCCUUCGACAGCCGCUUGUUUGUUUUGCACGACCAUCCACACACCAGAGCCGCCGUCAGUUUCAGGAUGGAGAGAUAG